This is a messenger RNA of Lycium barbarum (goji berry), 3545 nucleotides long. RefSeq names its product probable LRR receptor-like serine/threonine-protein kinase At3g47570. The transcript has 5 exons. Bases 1 to 3414 code for a protein of 1137 amino acids. Gene Ontology annotation, molecular function: ATP binding; protein binding; protein kinase activity. Lineage: Eukaryota; Viridiplantae; Streptophyta; Magnoliopsida; Solanales; Solanaceae. The record is from RefSeq and is a predicted model, not a curated record. Gene Ontology annotation, biological process: protein phosphorylation.
AUGGAGAAUGCAUUCACCUUUUUUCUCUCAACACUCAUUUUGCUUCACUAUGUUAUGGCUAGUUCAGCCAUGACUCAUACCAACAUUACCACUGAUCAAUUAGCUCUUCUUUCCCUAAAAUCCAAAAUCAGUUCGGACCCCCUUCACUUCUUAGAUGAAAGCUGGUCUUCAGCUACUUCUGUUUGCCAUUGGGGUGGAGUCACUUGUGGCUCUCGCCACCAGAGAGUGAAGUCCUUGAAUCUUUCCAACAUGAAUCUUACAGGAUCAAUUCCGCAUAAUUUUGGUAACCUCUCAUUUCUUGUUUCUGUUGACUUGGGAAGAAACAAUUUCUAUGGCAAUCUGCCUCAAGAAAUGGAACGCUUGCAUCGGCUUAAGUUUCUUGAUUUAAGUUCCAACAGCUUCAGCGGGGAGGUUCCUUCCUUGUUUGGGUUUUUACACCAACUUCAAGUUCUAAAUCUUGGAAAUAAUAAUUUCACUGGAUCCAUCCCUUCUUCAUUUUCUAAUAUUUCCACACUUGAGACUUUGAAUUUGAAAUUCAAUUCCAUAGAGGGUCAAAUCCCAAAAGUGAUUGGAAGUCUUAUAAACCUUAGAAAAUUAAUCUUGAAGAGUAACAAGCUGAUAAGCUCGAUUCCCCUGUCACUCUCGAAUGCCUCAAGGUUGGAGGCUUUAGAUAUAUCUGCUAAUUUACUUCAAGGAAACAUUCCAGAAGGAAUUGAAUCGAAUUCAGGAAAUCUUCCCAAUGAUUUAUUCAAUGGUCUCCCAAUACUCAAAGGGCUUUAUCUGUCUUUGAACAUGCUUCAUGGUCAUGUGCCUACAAGCUUGCAAAAUUGUUCGGAGCUUCAAGAACUGUCUUUAUCAUUUAAUGAGUUUGAUGGACCAAUACACAAUGAAAUUGGAAGAUUAACUAAUCUGCAAGGGUUGGCUCUCGGAUCUAACCAUUUCACUGGGAUAAUUCCACAAGAAAUUGGAAAUCUUGUUAAUUUGGUGAAGUUAGGCAUGGAGGGAAACCAAAUUACUGGCUCAGUCCCGAUCUCCAUAUGCAAUAUCUCCUCGCUGCAACUUCUUAUACUGUCGAGGAACAAUCUCAAGGGAUCCUUACCACAGGAGAUUGGUAACUUAACCAAGAUGCAGAAUCUCAAUCUUAUUGAUAAUACAUUUACUGGUGAAAUACCCAAAGAGAUAAGCAAUCUCGUGGAGUUGGAGCUCCUUGGUCUUGAGAAUAAUAGCUUUAGUGGUUCACUUGCAAUGGAAAUCUUCAACAUAUCAAAGCUGAGAAGGAUUAAUCUUGCAGGCAACAACCUUGUUGGGGCUAUACCUCAUUCAAUCUCCAAUUGUUCAAAACUUACUAGUUUAGAGCUUUCAGACAACAAACUCACGGGCUUGAUUCCAAGCUCACUUGGAUAUUUGACUCAUCUACAGUUCCUAAACUUGGGGGAGAACAAUUUGACCAGCGAUUCAUCAUUAAGCUUUUUGACUUCUUUAACAAACUGCAGAGACUUAACAUUUCUUUGUCUAUCUACCAACCCUCUAAAUGGUAUGCUUCCGGUCUCUAUAGGGAACUUCUCCAGUUCUCUUAUAAAGUUUUAUGUCGAUGGUUGUAAAAUCAACGGCCAAAUUCCAAAUGAAGUUGGGAACUUAAAUAGCUUAUUAAUCCUUGAUAUUUCUGGAAACAACUUGGUUGGAUCGAUUCCCACAUCAAUUGGCAACUUGAGAAAUCUUCAGGUCCUGGACUUGAGUGAAAACACUCUUACAGGAUUUAUUAGAGACAGUCUAUGUAAAUUGCAGAGAUUGGGUAACAUUUACUUUGGUCAAAAUCAACUUUCCGGAUCUCUUCCAAAUUGUUUAGGGAAUGUUACUUCCCUUAGAGAGAUACAUCUGGGUUCCAAUAAAUUGAGUUCCAACAUACCAACAAGCAUAGGGAAGCUUAAAGAUCUUGUGGUUCUUGACUUAUCGUCAAACAACAUGGGUGGCUCUUUGCCUGCAGAAAUUGGAAAUCUAAAGGCCGCGAUACAAAUGGAUCUAUCAAUGAAUCAAUUCUUAAAUGGAAUUCCUAGAGAAAUUGGACGAUUGCAAAAUCUGGUGCACCUUUCUUUGAGACACAACAAGUUGCAUGGAUCUAUACCUGACUCAAUGAGCAACAUGGUAGGUUUGGAAUUUCUAGACCUUUCUCAUAACAAUAUAUCAGGAAUCAUUCCCAAGUCUUUGGAGAAACUUCAAAAUCUCAAGUAUUUCAAUGUUUCUGUCAACAAAUUGUAUGGUGAAAUACCCUCGGGGGGUCCUUUCAAGAACUUUUCAAGUCAGUUUUUCAUCUACAAUGAAGCAUUGUGUGGUUCUCCAAAAUUUAACAUCCCGCCAUGCCCCACUUUAUCAAAGCAUAAAUCAAAUAGGAAAAAAAUGCUAGUUCUAUUUCUUUUGUUGGGAAUUGCACUUGUAUUUGCUCCUAUUACCUUUGUGUUGGUAUGGAUAAGAUAUAGAAGAGGUAAAAAAGCUCCUCAACAAGCUGAUUCAUUGUCUAUUGCAACAACAGCAAGAAUUUCAUACUAUGAAUUGCUCGAAGCAACUGAUGCGCUUAGCGAGAGUAAUCUGAUUGGUUCUGGGUGUUUUGGCUCUGUCUACAAAGGAAUUCUCAGAAGUGGCACUACUAUUGCAGUUAAAGUGUUCAAUAUGCAACUGGAAGUGUCAUUCAAGUGUUUUGAUACAGAAUGUGAAAUUUUGCGCAGCAUUCGCCAUAGGAAUCUAGUAAAAGUCAUUACUAGUUGUUCCAACCUUGAUUUUAAGGCUUUGGUGCUCGAGCAUAUGCCUAAUGGGAGUCUUGAGAAGUGUUUGUAUUCACACAACUACUUCUUAGACAUCUUGCAGAGACUAAGCAUAAUGAUAGAUGUGGCAUGUGCAUUGGAAUAUCUCCACCAUGGGUGCUCAUUUCCCGUGAUUCACUGUGAUCUGAAGCCUAGUAAUGUCUUACUGGAUGAGGAUAUGGUUGCCCACCUAAGCGACUUUGGUAUUUCAAAACUGCUUGGCGAAGAUGUGAGUGAUUUAUACACUAAAACCUUAGCAACAUUUGGUUAUAUUGCACCGGAGUAUGGACUGGAUGGGUUGGUGUCAAUAAAAUGUGAUGUCUAUAGUUACGGGAUCAUGUUGAUGGAAACGUUUACAAGGAGAAAGCCUAAUGAUGAAAUGUUCGAGGGAGACCUUAGCUUGAAGCAAUGGGUGAACAAUUCACUUCCAGAGGCAGUAAUGGAUGUUGUAGAUGCUAACUUGGUAACACCAAAUGAUAGUUACUUGAAGUUAGAUUGUGUGGCAUCGAUCAUGAAAGUGGCAUUAGCUUGUUGUGUUGAAUCUCCGGCAAGAAGGACAAACAUGAAAGAUGUUGUGGGGAUGCUACAAAAGAUCAGGAUUCAACUUCUCGCAUGUUGAACAUGUUCUUGGAAACUCUUGUUCCCAAUUACUUGUUUUGUUGCAAAUGCUUGCUAAAUUAUUGUAUCGAUGUGAAGGAUGUAUUUUUAUUUUAGCUCUUUGAAAUCCUAAUUACAAUAAAUCUUAUUAUU